CUUCUUUAUUUUCUUUUCGACACUUUCGAAUUACUUUGCCCAAGUCAUUGUACAAUGAUACUCAUUACAGGAGCAGAUGAUUACAUCGGCCAUUGUGUUACGUCUCAUCUAGCUCGAUUUGAGCCUUUGCGAUCGUCCUUGCGAGUCUUGUGCCAAAAUACACAACCAUGUCUUAAUUUCGCAAAACACGGCAUCGAAGUUCGACAAACGGAUUAUCAAAACCCUCACAACUUAUCAUUGGCAAUGAGAGCGGUUGAUUUGAUGGUCAUUGCAGUGGGUUACGAGUCUGACCGAGUUCAUCAUGGUAAAAGACUUAUCGAAGUCGCCGCACGAUCCGGCGUUCAGUCGAUUAUUCUGGUAUCACAUGUUGGUGCAUUAUCCUCAGAGCACGAGUCUCUGAAUCACUAUGCACUGAUUGAAGAGGAGUUAACCAAUGCAGAUAUUCCUUCAUGGACGAUUCUCAGACCUGAUUGGAUACAGCAAAGUUUCCAUUUGUGGACCAGUUACGUAGAAAGACACCGUCGAUUUGCAUUGCCUUUACCUGAUGAUACCGAGAUAUGUCCACUUGAUAUUACCGAUCUUUGCGCCGUUAUUGAAAACCUACUUUUGGACAAAUUUACUAAACAACCGUUACCUAUCAUCGAUGACCACCACAACGGACAGGUGUACACCCUCACAGGCCCAAAACCGGUCAACGGCAAAGACAUGAUCACAUACAUGCGCAAAGCCACCGGCUACUCCAAGCUGCAGUACACCCCCACUCGGUCCAUGGAUACAGCAUUCUAUCUGUACAACCUCCGCACCGAUAUCUGGUUCGAUGCGCGUAUAAAAGCCGAGAACCGAAUCAUUUAUCAUGAUGAAUUCGAUACCUACGCCUACCGUCGUUAUGUAUUAGGAGCACCCAAAGCACUACAAAUAAAAACGUAUAUCGAUUAUUUUGACUGGAUUCACAAGACGUCAAGCAGUAUCUGUGUUUCGCAUGCCAAUAUUAUCAACGAUUCACCUACUCGUGGCAUCCAAGAUUACUUCCAGGAAAAUGCCAACCAAUUCAAACCAAGAGUUUAGUAUCCUAUUCUAUAUUAUCCGGCACAUUGUGUAAAUUUUUGUCAUAACUGUAAUCAUCCUUGUUAGUAUAUCUUUCUAAACUUUCAUAAAUAGUAUCAACAUUGUUAUCCCAUUGCGGUUGUAUCAUCCGUGAU
Molecule: messenger RNA, 1199 nt
Organism: Radiomyces spectabilis
Lineage: Eukaryota; Fungi; Mucoromycota; Mucoromycetes; Mucorales; Radiomycetaceae
Exons: 3
Coding region: 55-1065 (336 amino acids)
Source: RefSeq, a predicted model, not a curated record